UUCUUUUGAACUACUAUGACAUGGAAUUUGAAAAUGCCACCAAUUCCAGCUGCGAAACAUUUUCAGUAUUUGGUGAUAGGAGGUGGAUCAGGAGGUAUUGCUAGUGCCAGGAGAGCUGCAGAGUACAAUGUCAAGGUAGCAGUAAUUGAAGGAGGAAGGUUGGGAGGAACUUGUGUAAAUGUCGGCUGUGUUCCUAAAAAGGUAAUGUAUGCUGCCGCUAAUCUAGCUGAAGAAAUAAAGCAUGAUGCUGGGCAUUAUGGUUUAAAUGCAACCCUUGGACACGUGGACUGGAAAAUGUUGGUAGAGAAGAGGGAUGCGUACGUGAAACGUCUGAACGGAAUAUACGCAACUAAUCUAGAGAACUCUAAAGUGACGCACAUACAUGGAAUGGCUAAAUUCAUCAGCUCCAAUAAGGUUGUUGUUGAUGGAGAGAUCUACAGUGGAGAUCAUAUACUUGUUGCUGUUGGUGGCAGACCAAUCAUCCCUAGUGGUAUUCCAGGUUCUGAGCUUGGGAUUACUAGUGAUGGUUUCUUCAGUCUCCAAGAGAGACCUGAGAAGGUUGUUGUCGUUGGAGCAGGAUAUAUUGCUGUGGAGAUGGCUCAGAUCUUGUCAGCUCUUGGUUCUAAGGUUGUUCUUGUUAUUCGUGGAAACUCAGUUCUUAGAUCCUUUGAUACAAUGGUAAACUAGUAAAUUAUUUGCAUCCUUUG
This is a messenger RNA of Eurytemora carolleeae, 707 nucleotides long. RefSeq names its product glutathione reductase, mitochondrial. Gene Ontology annotation, biological process: glutathione metabolic process; cell redox homeostasis; cellular response to oxidative stress. NCBI's taxonomy places the organism in Eukaryota, Metazoa, Arthropoda, Copepoda, Calanoida, Temoridae. Gene Ontology annotation, cellular component: cytosol; mitochondrion. Gene Ontology annotation, molecular function: flavin adenine dinucleotide binding; glutathione-disulfide reductase (NADPH) activity. The record is from RefSeq and is a predicted model, not a curated record. The transcript is spliced from 9 exons. Bases 16 to 687 code for a protein of 223 amino acids.